Messenger RNA from Ostertagia ostertagi, 600 nucleotides. Lineage: Eukaryota; Metazoa; Nematoda; Chromadorea; Rhabditida; Trichostrongylidae. The record is from the annotation of a GenBank genome assembly.
AUGUUCUCUGAUGGUAUUUUGGACCUGAUUGCCUCCAACGUCAUCACCAAUAAGAAAAAGGUUGUACGGCCUGGUAAGCUGGUGGUCUCGUUCGUCUAUGGUACAAGAAAGUUAUAUGAUUUCCUCAACAACAAUCCCAUGGUUGAAUUUGGUGAUGUCCAGUGGGUCAACGAUCCAGCAAUCAUCCGACAGAAUCCCAAAAUCGUCGCAAUAAAUUCAGCUGUAGAGAUUGACCUCACUGGACAAGUGGUCUCCGACUCGGUCGGCAAGCGAUUCUUGUCGGGUUUUGGUGGCCAAGUAGACUACAUUCGUGGUGCAGCCAUCGGUAAUGACGGUGAAGGCAAGCCAAUCAUCGCUCUUCCGUCGGUUUCGAAGAAAGGCCAGAGCAAGAUUGUGCCCUACAUACAGGAGGGAGCCGGCGUUGUUACAUCUCGAUCUCAUGUUCACUACGUUGUCACAGAGUACGGUAUUGCUCAGCUGUGGGGUAAGAACAUGCGACAAAGAGCGUACGAACUCAUCAAAAUUGCUCAUCCAUCGCAUCGUGAACAACUGGAGAAGGCAGCUUUCGAGAGGUUAAAGGUUAUGCCAUCUGCUGACUAA